AUGUCGUCGGCCUUACCUAUGGCAUCCCCCGCCAAGAGUCCUCUGGCUCGCUACCGCAUUCUUUCCCCUACAGCCUCCGUCCGAGUGAGCCCGCUGUGUCUGGGCGCCAUGAACUUUGGCGAUGCAUGGCAGGGAUAUAUGGGGACCUGCGAUCAGAAGACUGUUGAGGAGAUUCUCGAUUUUUUCUACGAACAGGGAGGUAACUUCAUUGAUACCGCCAAUAACUAUCAAUUCCAAGAGUCCGAGGUCUGGAUCGGCGAAUGGAUGAAGAAGAAGGGUGUCCGUGACCAGAUGGUCAUCGCGACCAAGUAUACCACCAACUUCCAGGCUGGUCCCAAUGCAGUCAACAUAAUGGCAAACUUCACCGGCAACGGUUCCAAGAGCUUGCACACCUCUGUCGAAGCCAGCCUUCGCAAUCUGCAAACUGACUACAUUGAUCUGCUUUAUGUUCACUGGUGGGACUACUCUACGUCCAUUUCGGAAAUGAUGCAGUCUUUGAACAAUCUUGUCAUUGCGGGCAAGGUUCUCUACCUCGGCAUCAGUGACACCCCCGCGUGGAUUGUCAGCAAAGCAAAUGAAUACGCCAGAAACCAUGGGCUUCGACAAUUCUCCGUCUACCAGGGUCGAUGGUCUGCGGCUUCGCGAGACUUCGAGCGAGAGAUUAUCCCAAUGACAAAGUCCGAGGGAAUGGGAUUGGCACCUUGGGGCUCUCUCGGAGGCGGUGCCUUCAAGACGGAGGAGCAACGUCAGUCUCAGGAGGGCCGCAAAAGGGAAGCCAGCGAAGUACAGAUCAAGGUCAGCCAGGUGCUGGAGAAGCUCGCCAAGAACAAGAACACAAUCAUUACCAGUGUUGCUCUGGCGUACGUGAUGCAAAAAGCACCGUACGUCUUUCCCAUUGUUGGCGGCCGAACCGUCAACCACCUGAAGCAGAACAUCGAGGCACUUGCCUUGAAACUCACCGACGAAGAUAUUCAAGAGAUCGAGGGGGCCGUUCCAUUCGACCUGGGCUUCCCUCACAACUUCUUGUGGGGAGACAAAGUGCCAUCACACCCUGGCGAAGUCUGGUUGUUGAAUAUGGCAGGAACCUUUGACUAUGUUCCCGAGCCCAAGGCCAUCGUACCCAAAGAGGGUGGACAGUAG
Messenger RNA from Colletotrichum graminicola M1.001, 1140 nucleotides. RefSeq names its product aldo/keto reductase. The record is from RefSeq and is a predicted model, not a curated record. Gene Ontology annotation, molecular function: oxidoreductase activity. The transcript has 5 exons. Lineage: Eukaryota; Fungi; Ascomycota; Sordariomycetes; Glomerellales; Glomerellaceae. Bases 1 to 1140 code for a protein of 379 amino acids.